UCGGCGCGUUUUCCAAAUCCGCCAUCAUCUGCUCAGCUCCCGGUCUUCUCCUCUCUCUCUCCGCCCCCCCUCCCCCCGGAACAAAAAUCUCGGUCGGUUUGGUGGUGUUCUGGGGUUUCGAGAUCGGUGGGCGGCGGUAGAUCUCUCUAUCCGGCAGCAGAUCCGGCGGAUCCGAGGCGCCUUGCGAUCGAUCAGGCCCAGUGGCGGGCGUAUCCGAUCGGCCGGGCUAGGGUGAAUCGAAGGAGGAGGCGAUGGCAUUGUUGGGGAUGAGAGGCCUCUCCGUCUUCAUCAGCGACGUCCGGAAUUGCCAGAACAAGGAGCAGGAGCGGCUCAGGAUCGACAAGGAGCUCGGCAACAUCCGGACCCGCUUCAAGAACGAGAAGGGCUUGACACCUAAUGAAAAAAAGAAAUAUGUCUGGAAAAUGCUUUACAUUUACAUGUUGGGCUACGAUGUUGAUUUUGGCCAUAUGGAGGCUCUUUCUUUAAUAUCUGCACCAAAAUAUCCUGAGAAGCAGGUGGGAUACAUUGUGACAUCUUGCUUACUCAAUGAGAGCCAUGAGUUCCUAAGAAUGGUUAUAAAUACUGUACGCAAUGACAUAAUUGGGAGAAAUGAAACCUUCCAAUGCUUGGCACUUACAAUGGUAGGAAAUAUUGGUGGGAAGGAGUUUGCUGAAUCACUAGCUCCUGAUGUCCAACGACUGCUUAUUUCAAGUAGUUGCAGACCGCUCGUCAGAAAAAAGGCUGCACUAUGCCUGUUGCGUCUUUAUAGGAAGAACCCAGAUGUUGUCAAUAUAGAUGGGUGGUCUGAUCGUAUGUCACAGCUUCUCGAUGAACGUGAUUUGGGUGUAUUGACAUCCGUCAUGAGCCUUUUCGUUGCACUGGUCUCGAAUAACAAUGAAGCAUAUUGGAAUUGUCUUCCAAAAUGUGCGAAAAUUUUAGAGCGAUUGGCUAGGAAUCAAGAUAUUCCACAAGAAUACACUUACUAUGGAAUUCCAUCUCCUUGGCUUCAGGUAAAGACGAUGAAGGCUCUUCAGUAUUUUCCAACUGUUGAAGAUCCAAACACCAGAAGAGCUCUGUUUGAGGUUCUGCAACGUAUUUUGAUGGGCACUGAUGUUGUUAAAAAUGUUAACAAGAACAACGCAUCACAUGCUGUUCUUUUUGAAGCCCUUGCUCUGGUUAUGCACCUUGAUGCUGAAAAGGAGAUGAUGUCUCAGUGUGUGGCUUUGCUUGGGAAAUUUAUAGCUGUCCGAGAACCAAAUAUUCGAUAUCUUGGCCUAGAGAAUAUGACCAGGAUGUUGUUGAUCACAGAUGUGCAGGAUCUUAUUAAAAGACAUCAAGCACAGAUCGUUACUUCUUUGAAAGAUCCUGAUAUCAGUAUUAGAAGACGUGCUCUUGAUUUGCUCUAUGGAAUGUGUGACGUGACAAAUGCCAAGGAUAUAGUUGAGGAGUUAUUGCAGUAUCUGAGCACAGCAGAUUUUGUAAUGCGUGAAGAACUGGCACUAAAAGCUGCCAUUCUAGCAGAGAAAUUUGCCCCAGAUCUUUCUUGGUAUGUUGAUGUUAUUCUUCAGUUGAUUGACAAAGCAGGGGAUUUUGUUAGUGAUGACAUAUGGUAUCGUGUGGUUCAAUUUGUCACCAACAAUGAAGAUUUACAGCCAUAUGCCGCGGCCAAGGCGAGAGAGUACCUUGACAAGCCUGCUUUGCAUGAAACAAUGGUCAAGGUCAGUGCUUAUAUUCUUGGGGAGUACAGUCACCUUUUGGCCAGAAGACCUGGCUGUAACCCUAAGGAAAUUUUUACUAUUAUAAAUGAGAAGCUUCCUACAGUAUCAAAGCCUACGGUUGCCAUCCUUCUUUCAACUUAUGCCAAGAUAUUGAUGCACACUGAACCCUCCGAUCCAGAAUUGCAGGAACAGAUCUGGGCAAUAUUCAGAAAAUAUGAGAGUUAUAUUGAUGUCGAGAUACAGCAAAGAGCAGUUGAAUAUUUUGUACUGAGUAGGAAAGGUGCAGCUUUAGCGGAUGUUUUGGCUGAAAUGCCUAAGUUUCCAGAACGACAGUCUGCUUUGCUGAAAAAGGCUGAAGAUGCUGAAGUUGAUACAGCAGAACAAAGUGCCAUAAAACUACGGAGUCAACAACAGACAUCGAAUGCGCUGGUUGUAACUGAUCAGCAACCUGUCAAUGGACCUCUUCCGAUCAACCAGCUAGGCCUUGUUAGAAUACCAAGUCAGAAAAUGGAAGCUAGCUCCCACAAUCAAGGACUGACCAAAGAAAAUGGAGCUGUCAGUAAAGUUGAUCCAGAACCCGCCCCUUCAGCAGAUUUCCUUGGAGAUCUUUUAGGUCCUCUGGCAAUAGAGGGCCCUCCAGCUGCUACAGUUUCAGCCGAGCAAAAUAUGAUCUCGGGAUUGGAAGCUACUCCUAAUGCUGCAGAUGCAUUAGCAUUAGCAACUGUUGGUGAUCAAUCAAACUCAGUCCAGCCAAUUGUUAAUAUUGCGGAAAGGUUUCAUGCACUGUGCCUGAAAGACAGUGGGGUGCUAUAUGAGGAUCCCUACAUGCAGAUUGGCAUAAAGUCGGAGUGGCGAGCCCAUCAUGGGCAUCUUGUUCUUUUCUUGGGAAACAAGAAUACUUCACCUCUCUUGUCAGUGCGAGCUGUGAUAUUGCCUCCAACUCACUUAAAGGUGGAACUCUCAUUAGUACCCGAGACUAUUCCUCCAAGAGCACAGGUGCAAUGCCCACUUGAAGUUGUAAAUCUUCGAGCAAGCAGGGACAUUGCCGUUCUUGAUUUCUCGUAUAAAUUUGGAACUACAGUGGUUAGUGUAAAGCUACGGCUUCCAGCUGUCUUAAAUAAGUUUUUGCAACCUAAGUCAGUCUCUGCUGAAGAGUUUUUCCCCCAGUGGAAAUCAUUGUCUGGACCACCUUUGAAGCUUCAAGAAGUGGUUAGAGUGGUAAAACCGAUGUCUCUUCCUGAAAUGACAAACUUGUUUACUAGCCUUCACUUGGGAGUUAUUCCAGGACUUGACACAAAUUCAAAUAAUCUGGUUUCUUGCACUGGCUUCUAUUCAGAGAGCACUCGAGCCAUGCUUUGCCUGGAUAGCUAACCAGGGGUUGGAUGACUGUGACUAUUGGUAUCCUACCUUAUCCAUUUCGUGAAGCUGAAAAAACUGUUGUUUGGCUGCUGCUGCUUAUCCAUUUCUUUUUGCUGGUGUGGCAAAAAUGUUGGUGGGUUAAAAAGGCAUGCAAUAAGUGGUUAUGUGCCACUUUUGGGUGAAAUGGCAGCUGUAAAGAGGAGUAAAAUGUGAGCGCAGAAGGGAAGAAUGGGGAGAAAAAAAAUGCAGGGAGGGGGAUCCAAACACCCAAGAGGCAAUAGUGUUGGGCUGUAUAAUUGAAUAACCUCCCCCUACCCAUGGGCUAACCUGGAUCCAAAUUGGUGACUGGGAUGUUGAGGGCAUCCCCUUCUCCUAGGGGAAGCUUUGAAACCAGUGCUAGAUGUUGGUGGAUCUCUUUCUUUCGGAUACAUUUAAGUGUGAGGUUACAUGCAGUCCCUGCUGCUUUCCAAUUUUAUAAAAUUAUCUGUUGCAAUGCAUAGAGGAUGAGCCUUAGAGCGAUGCUAAGGUUGCUCCAUUAUGACCUAGGUGUCAUGAGUUCGAAAUAUGGAAAUAACCUCUAAACUCAUGGGGAUAAGGCUACAUCUGACCCUAACCCUGCAAUGGCGGGAGCCUCGAGCAUUGGGAUGCCCCAUCUAUUGCAAUGUAUGCCGAUAAGGACUUUGGGAUUUCACUUUAUGCUUUCUUUUGCAAUUUGUUUAUCCUCGUUGCUUCUGGUUUAUUUGUCAAAGAAAAAUAGUCUGUUUACUUUUUAAAUGUUAUGAAUAAUGUUGCUAUCUUGAGUAAUUUUAAAGUUACCUAUUGUUCUAUGCAUUUUUGUUUAUGUUACGAGUAGCAGACUGCAUGUGCGGUCUUUGUUGUAGUCUCAGAGUAGUGGGCUUAUUUCUUAUCAAGAGGAGUCAUUGAGUUUUUACUGUGUUCUCUUUUUCCCUAAGCAGCAUUCUAUUCCUGAUUUCUUAGCCUACUAUAAUUAAAGGUGGAACAAGUCGAGCUUAAAUUUGAAUGAGUUGUUGAUUUUCUGGUCAAUGGUUCUAUCCUACACAUUGGAGUUCUAUUAGUUUAUUAUCUAAUAGAUUUUUUUU
Phoenix dactylifera (date palm) is the source of this 4177-nucleotide messenger RNA. The record is from RefSeq and is a predicted model, not a curated record. Lineage: Eukaryota; Viridiplantae; Streptophyta; Magnoliopsida; Arecales; Arecaceae.